Guyanagaster necrorhizus is the source of this 749-nucleotide messenger RNA. RefSeq lists its product as uncharacterized. Gene Ontology annotation, biological process: proteolysis. Gene Ontology annotation, molecular function: aspartic-type endopeptidase activity. The transcript is spliced from 4 exons. Bases 97 to 618 code for a protein of 173 amino acids. The record is from RefSeq and is a predicted model, not a curated record. NCBI's taxonomy places the organism in Eukaryota, Fungi, Basidiomycota, Agaricomycetes, Agaricales, Physalacriaceae.
AUCGUGAGCCUCGUGAAGCUUAUUCCAGGGAAUCUAUUCCAUAGAACGACACUCAUACCUACUGUCACCGACAAUCUCUAUAGUCAGAAAGCUAUCAUGAACAAUAUGGUUGGUAUAUACCUUGCACCUAUACAGCAGCUCGACAACGUCAACGGCGAGCUUUCAUGCCCGAUAACAACAACUUCGCCGGCAAGCGAGUACUGGUGUGUUGACCAGUCCAUUUCCUAUGAUAAUACAACUGCCAUUUUCUCAUCAGCUGCUGGUAUCGUCGACACCGGGACAACCCUGGUAUACCUCGCUUCUGAUGCAUUCGAGAAAUACCACUGGCAGUCAGCCACCCGGGCCGGAGCAACAAUAGACAGCGCUACAGGUCUUCUUCGUAUCUCCUCAUCUCAAUACUCCAAUCUUUCGAGUCUCUACUUUCGUAUCAACAGCAUAACUUAUGAGCUGACACCGAAUGCUCAAAUCUGGCCUCGUUCGCUAUCGGAGGCGACACUGGUGGUAUCUAUCUUAUUGUUAAUGAACUUGGACGAGAUAUUCCCGAAGACCUCGAAUUCAUCAGCGGUUAUGCUUUCCUGGAGAGAUUCUACACCGUCCAUCAUACGGAGAACUCGAUAGUUGGGUUUGCUACGACUUCUACACUCAUUCUGAGACAAAUUAGAUACUCAUAUCCGAAUUAGUUACUAGUACUAGGUUGAUAUUAUGUAGAAAGUUUUAUACCUGCGAAAGAGCGUAUACAAUGUACGAGG